Hibiscus syriacus is the source of this 501-nucleotide messenger RNA. Its product is annotated as NADH dehydrogenase [ubiquinone] 1 beta subcomplex subunit 3-B. The transcript is spliced from 2 exons. The record is from RefSeq and is a predicted model, not a curated record. Gene Ontology annotation, biological process: electron transport chain; mitochondrial respiratory chain complex I assembly. The coding region runs from base 41 to 262 and encodes 73 amino acids. Gene Ontology annotation, cellular component: mitochondrion. Lineage: Eukaryota; Viridiplantae; Streptophyta; Magnoliopsida; Malvales; Malvaceae.
CCCAAAAUCUGAAAACGCCGAACACAGCAGACUUGAGCAAAUGGGGAAGACGCUUGGACCAACAGGGGAAUUCUUCAAGAGGAGGGACGAGUGGAGGAAGCACCCGAUGCUUAGCAACCAGCUCCGCCACGCCACCCCUGGACUAGGCAUCGCCCUCGUCGCCUUUGGCAUUUAUCUUGUCGGGGAGCAGGUCUACAACAGGGUUUAUGCUCCUUCCUCUUCUCAUCAUCAUCAACAACAAUCUUCUUCUCACUCUCAUUGAGAUCAGACAGUCAAAUAUUGCGGGUGGAUGCUCAAUGGAAAGAACAAUGUUUGGACAUUGUCAAGUUUCAGUUUGUCUGUAGAUUACUGUAAUAAGCUUUGUACCGACAUAAAAUGGACUUGCUUCAAGUUUGAUUAUUAUUAAACCUUGUGCUGGAGCUAUUCUCUAUAUGCUUUAUAUGUUUCCUCUUCAUGUUGGUAUGUUAAGAUAUGGGCACAUUAAUGUCAUAUUAUAUUUCG